This is a messenger RNA of Balaenoptera musculus (blue whale), 3639 nucleotides long. RefSeq names its product basic leucine zipper ATF-like transcription factor (gene BATF). Gene Ontology annotation, cellular component: nucleus. Gene Ontology annotation, molecular function: RNA polymerase II cis-regulatory region sequence-specific DNA binding; DNA-binding transcription factor activity, RNA polymerase II-specific. Lineage: Eukaryota; Metazoa; Chordata; Mammalia; Artiodactyla; Balaenopteridae. Gene Ontology annotation, biological process: regulation of transcription by RNA polymerase II. The record is from RefSeq and is a predicted model, not a curated record.
AGAACAAAGUCGCGGCCGCCCGAUGCCGGAACAAGAAGAAGGAACGGACGGAAUUUCUGCAGCGGACUCAAACUGAAAUAUCAGUUUUUCCUGGGUCUAGAGCCUGCUGGCCUUUGGACUGGAACCACACCAUUGGCUCUCCUGGGUCUCCAGCUUGCCAACUGUAGAUUUUGGAAUUUGCUCUCUAUAAUUUAAAUCUCAACUGUGUCCAGAGAGAUCCUGUUAAAACCUGAGUUAGAGCUCAUCACUCUUCUGCUCUAAAACCUCCAAUGGCUUCUCUUCCGUGGGAGACCACAGACAUGGCCACAAUUCUUUAAAUUCCUCCCAUCAAGAGGUGAAGUCUCUUUCUCAACCCAGAGUGCCUGGGCUGGCCUUGUGACUGUCUUUGUCCAGUAGAAUGUGGCAGAAGGACCGUGGUGGGAAAUCUGAGCCUCAGGAGGCUUUGAAUGCUUCCACUAUUCCUCUUGGAAUCCUGAAGGGCUGUGUUAAUGAGCCCGGGUAAGUAUGUUGGGGGAGGAGAAACCACGUGCAGCAGAACUCUCCUGGCAAAGGCCAUCCUAGACCAGCCAAUGAUCAGCCAAUUUACCAGCUGUCUGAGGACACAUGAUGCAGCCCUGCUGGAGAUCAGCCCAGCACAGCUGCUACCAGAGGAAUCUUCCAGAUGACCCGCCGACUCACAAGCUAACUAAUGGCUGUUGUUUUAAGCCACUGAGAUUCUUUUUCUUUUUUUGUGGUUUGUCAAGGCAGCAAAACUAACUGAUUCAUCAUCAUCUCAUUCAGAGAAACAGUCAAAAAUACUAACUGUAUCCUCCGAAGUGGUAGUCGUAUAAGGUAGGGCUCCAUAAACAUUUGUUGAGUGCAAUUCACACAUGGAGCUAACAUUCUAAUGAGGGAAGCCAGGGGAAACCAAGUAAGUAGUUACCAAGUUUUGUAAGUGCUGGGAAGGGAACAGACAGUGGCUUGAGGUAUGAGAAUCACAGCGUGGAAAUGGUGAGGGCAGGUCCUCUAGGGCAGCUCCCCCACUUCUUUCAGAACAAAGCCAAACUCCUUACAGUGGCCCUCCAAGCCCCGAAGGAAACCUCCUGGUACCUCUGACUUCAUUUUCCGCCAGGCACUGCUUCUCACUCCAGGUACACUGGCCUCCCUGCUGUUCUUCUAACAACCAAACACUCCCACCUCAGGUCCUUGCUGGAAUGUCCUUCCCCUAGAUACCCAUACCAUUCACUCCCUCCUUUCCUUCGGGGCUCUGCUCAUAUAUCCCCCUUUCAGGAAGGCCUUCCUAACCAUCCUGUAGAAGUAGCAACCCACUGACCCACAGAAUUCCCCUACCCCUUUACCUGCUUUUAUUUUCCUCCACUAGCACUUGUCACCAUCUGCUGUAUUAGAUAUUAACUUCUUUGUUUACUGUCUGCUUCUGCCACUCAGAUAUAAUUUCCACCGGGUAAGGAUUUUGCUUUUGCUCAACUUACCUCCAGUGACAGUAUUGUCUUAGGGCAGAAAUUCAGCCAGUGGACCACAACAUCCUUCAGGGGCCAGACUUCCUGCCAAUUAGGACUAAGCAAGCAAGUAUUCUAGCUUUGAGCCAUGCUGGGAAUAAGGCAAGACAGUUUUUUUAAAAGCCAGAAUGCCCAGGUGUGUGUGGAUUGCUUACUGAGACCUAUCCCAACGUGCUCACAGCAAGACAAGUAAACACUACAAGUAACAGCUGACUUCAUGGCAUAUUUUAUAGUCUGCUGGGAGCCUUCUAAUCCACCCUCUAUCUGCUUCUUGAAACAGCCCUGAGGGUAGGCAGGGCAGGUUCUAUCAUUUCUCCAUUUACAGAUGAAGAUAAUGAGGGGUAUAGAGUUCAAGUGAGCUACCAAGGCCACAGACAAACUAAGUGGUAGAGGCAGAAUUCCUGGUUGUUUUUGACUCCAAGUACAGUGCCUCAUUUCACUCUGUGUGUGUGUGUGUGUGUGUGUGUGUGUGUGUGUGUGUGUUUAACUGUUUCUCCAUUCUGGGAUCUGACCUUGUGACCUUCUUGAAUCAUUAAGAUUCCAGGUCAAUCCUGACCCCCUGAAAGACCUUCAACAGAGGAGGCAUCUUUUCUCUAAAGACAGCACCUGCCAAGAGGCAUAGGUGAUGAGUAAACGUUUAGAGCAUCAAUUCCAGACCGGCCCCUGUGGCUCUUCAGACCUACCACAAUCUCUUCUGUCUGAUAGUCAGGAAAGGACCGUGCCCUUGGGUCCCUUCACCCCUAGCCCACCCCAAGGCAGGCCGGGCUGCAGGCCGGGCUGCAAGGGGAAAGGGGAAGGCCUCCACAAGACAGGACCGGCAGCUGCUUUCAGGUGAAAACAGAAAGAAAUCCCAGCCCCCCGCUGCUUUAUUUGUGUUAAAAAUCAAGUCGGGUGACAAUGGAAACGCUUUCCUUGCUGUCCUCUCCUUUCUGCCCAUGUUGACAGAAGACAGACCUGCUAAUUCUGGCUGGGGUUUUUCCCUCCCUGGCUGUUUUUCUCUUUAUCUUCAUCAAUUGAAGAGAGAUGUUCUGUCUUUCAAAACUGUCGAAAGGUAUCUGGGUUUUGUGUGUUUUUUUUUUUUUUUUUCUUCUUUCACAUAAUUCUGUGGGUCUUUUCCCAGAUAUGUAUUUUCUCUCAAGUAACUUCUAACUUGUUUAAGUUUCGCCCAUGUGACUUCCAGCGCGAGGUACCAGGAAAACCACAAGAGAGAGAGAGAGGCGCAAGCCCCCAAAGCAAGCGGACAUGUCCCUGUGGGGAGCAGAGCCUCUGCACCCCAGAGUGAGAAGGACGCCGGGGUCAGAGGUGGCUGCAAGGCGGGCAGAGGAGGGCCCUGCGGAGGGGGGGUGGGCUGGUGGCCCGGGAGCAGUCAGGAAGGGAGGCCGGCUGGGGACAGGAGAACCCAGAGGCGCGAGGGGCUGCGUGGAGAGCCCGGAAGACUGCGGCCAUGCCUCACAGCUCCGACAGCAGCGACUCCAGCUUCAGCCGCUCUCCGCCCCCCAGCAAACAGGACUCAUCUGAUGAUGUGAGAAAAGUUUCAGAGAAGGGAGAAAAUCGCAUUGCUGCCCAGAAGAGCCGGCAGAGGCAGACACAGAAAGCUGACACCCUCCAUCUGGAGAGUGAAGACCUGGAGAAACAGAACGCGGCGCUGCGGAAGGAGAUCAAACAACUCACGGAGGAGCUGAAGUACUUCACAUCGGUGCUGAGCAGCCACGAGCCCCUGUGCUCGGUGCUGGCCCCCGGCGCGCCCUCGCCCCCCGAGGUGGUGUACAGCGCCCACGCCUUCCACCAGCCUCACGUCAGCUCCCCGCGCUUCCAGCCCUGAGCUCCCCGAGGGCGGGAGAGAGCGGAGCCCCCAGCCCCAGCUGCUCCCAGGCCUCGGGAGGGGCACGCAGACUGUGGCCAGCGGCCCUCGUCCCUCAGCGCCCUCUCCACCCGGAGACCCGGAGGCGGAGGCCUGGACCGGGAUGGAGCACAGGACGCAGCUGCUGGACGUGUGUGCGGGCUCCCGAAGUGUGGCCGACCGCCCGGCGCCGUGGGCUGGACCUUCAUGUGGGUGGGAGGCCGGAUCCAGAGCUACGUCAAGCAUAACGCCCAAGUCCCGUUGCACAGAGGGAGGAGGGGUAGGGAAGGGUUAUUUUUCUAA